AUGGCACCGAAUCCUCAAACACCUAUUCCAAGCUCGCACAAGCCCAUGCAGGGGCAAAAGUUGGUUUUCCGGGUUCCGAACUACAAAUCAAACACAUCACCUAGUUGUGGAUCUGAACAACCCGCUGGCCUAGUCUAUCAUUCCCGCAGAUCCCAUCGAAAAUCCCGCGGUGGAUGUGUGAACUGCAAGCAACGUCGAGUGAAGUGCGAUGAAGUCAAGCCUCGAUGCAUUCGAUGUCAAAAACAUGACGUCGAGUGUGAUUACUCGGGAAAACCGAUACGCCAUCCUCAAACCAACAAUAGCAAUAACAUCAUUGCCGAGUUUAUUAAAACAAACCCUGAGCUGAUAUCGAUGGACUCGCUGGCCUCUUCGGUAUCAUUAAUGAUGGUUUCCGACAAGCUUGGCGAGUUGCUACGUCCAUCCACUGGCAAGCGAUUGCCAAAGGAACUUACAGAUGUGUCAGCUGUGAAUCGUACGAUUCAAGCUUUGAAUCACUUUCAUAGGGGUCCAGCUUUUUCAGAUGAAAGCCCAGAUCCUGUUCGGAUCGUUAUGGGGAAGAUGGUUAGACUUGCCUUCGAGACGCCCUUCCUCAUGCACUCUAUCAUAGGAGCAGCAACAACGCACCUCUGCACCUUACUCCCAGACAACAAAGCCUUCCGCAUCGCCGAAGCAUACCACUGGCAACAAACGAUAAAUCAAUAUUCGGCAGAAGUAUCAAUGCCCGUGACGCGUCAGAACAUGGACAAGCUCUACUCGGCCUGCAUGAUGAUAGGCAUGCAUUCAUUUUUACAAGAAACAUUCAGCCCACGCUCCUCAUUUGUCUUCUCCCAAGACCCAGCUGCCCUAAACUGGCUCCGGCUGCAGGGCGGGCUACGCUACCUGCUACAGCAGGCAUCUCAAUGGCUACCAGAAAGUAUGUGGUGGACUGUGUUCAUGGAAGCCAGGGAUCCAAACAUAGAUUUUGAAGAUAAGAGAUCCGGUCGCGUCGACCUUGAUCCGGAUCUGGCUGAUCUUUGUGGAAUCACCGAUGAUACCACUGCCGAGUCGAGCCCAUUACUUUGGCCUCUGCGUAUGCUUACAAGCUUACUAUCACUCGAGCGUGGGACGGUCAGUUUCCAAAAGUAUAAUACUUGGAUGGGGAGGAUUGAGAAUCCUUACUACGACUGCUUGGGUAGAAAGGAGCCAGCCGCGUUGGUUUUGUUGGCGUGGUGGCUUGGGCUUAUGUGUUACGUUGAGGAAUGGUGGGUUGAGACGAGGGUUCGCUCGGAGUGUACUGCAAUCUGCAUGUUCUUAGAAGACACUUCUGAUCCCCUUGUUUUGAAGUUGUUGGAAUUUCCGGCGUCGUGCUGUGGAUAUCUGCUCCGACAUGAGCAGGAACAGGCUGAUGUUUUGGAGCUGAGUUGA
This is a messenger RNA of Penicillium brevicompactum, 1404 nucleotides long. RefSeq names its product Zn(II)2Cys6 transcription factor domain-containing protein. Gene Ontology annotation, molecular function: zinc ion binding; DNA-binding transcription activator activity, RNA polymerase II-specific. Gene Ontology annotation, biological process: regulation of transcription by RNA polymerase II. The transcript has 3 exons. The record is from RefSeq and is a predicted model, not a curated record. The coding region runs from base 1 to 1404 and encodes 467 amino acids. NCBI's taxonomy places the organism in Eukaryota, Fungi, Ascomycota, Eurotiomycetes, Eurotiales, Aspergillaceae.